AUGGUUUUUAUAAUUAAAGUACAAGCCUACUAUCCUCCUUGGAUACGAUAUAUGUACACAUUCUACCAAGGAGUUCCUUGGUAUACUGAAUAUUUUUGCAACGACAGUAGCGACCUAGUUUUAACUUACGACGGUACUCGGACGUCUACUUAUUAUGUGUGGAUAAACGAAAUAUUAGAUGCUGGCACCGAAGUUACAGUGAAAUUUGAUGCAGAAGCUGCUAUAUAUAUCAAUCAUAACUCUGAUACGAAGAAGAAUUCAAGAUUUACGAAGGAACCGGACAAUAUUAAUAAUGUUUAUACAUUCGAAUUUACUAAUAAAACUGAAAAAGUUCGAGAGCUUUUUAGAGUAGAAGGAAACACAGCGGAUCAUCAAAUACAUAUUACAAGUCUUAAUAUUAAUGGUAUUGAAAAAUGUCACAACCCUGUUAUGGAAAUCUUUGGAACCAAUAACCCGAAAUACCGCUUUCUUCCUGAAGCGCCAGAUAAAUCUUGCGGCAGGCGAAAGUUAAAUAUGAAUACCAUACAAAAUCCUCUAAUUGUAAGUGGAUCGUCGACAGAACCUGGCAUGUGGCCUUGGCACGCUGCAUUAUAUAAACUACAGAACGGCGAGUUAACUUACAUCUGUGGAGGGACCCUCCUUUCAAAACACUUGGUUUUGACUGCUGCUCAUUGUGUAACUAGAAAUGGUGUCAAGCUUAAUUCAGAAAGUCUUGGAAUAAUUCUCGGAAAAUAUUACCUUUUCGGAAAUGAUAUAGCUACUCAAACAGUUGAGGUGCUCGAAAUAAUAGUUCACGACGAAUAUCAUCAUAGAAGCCUAAAUAAUGAUAUUGCCUUGUUGAAAUUAAUGACUGAAGCUCGUUAUAAUAACUAUGUGCAGCCAGCAUGUCUGUGGUUUGAUGGGAUUUACGAUGUAUUCGGCACCUAUAACGUUGUGGGCUCGGUUGUUGGUUGGGGCUUUGACACGAAGGAUACGCUGACUAAGACGUUAAACGUAGUCACUAUGCCCCAAGUUGCAGAUGUUACGUGCAUUCUGUUUCAACCCAUUUUUUAUCAAAAAUUAUUGAAUGGCAAGAAAUUCUGCGGUGGGCUCCAAAAUGGUGCUGCACCGUGUAAUGGAGAUAGUGGGGGAGGUUUUGUGGUGUAUGUUGAAGACUACAAACCACCGAGAAGUUUAUUAUUUGCCCCUAAAGGUUCAGGAGCAUGGUACGUGAAGGGAAUCGUUUCGGUAACUUUAAAGAGCGAAAGAGACGAUGCCAUCGUGUGUGAUCCUAAUGGGUACACAGUGUUUACAGAUGUCGCUAUAUAUAAAGACUGGAUUCUCAGUUAUAUGAACAAUAAUGGA
Molecule: messenger RNA, 1344 nt
Organism: Brenthis ino (lesser marbled fritillary)
Lineage: Eukaryota; Metazoa; Arthropoda; Insecta; Lepidoptera; Nymphalidae
Source: the annotation of a GenBank genome assembly